AUGGCUCACUUCAACGCAGGAGGAGGCAGCCACAUGGAGGGAGGGGUUCACCCUAAACUGGUAUCCCACUCCACUAGUUCCCCUCUCUUAGCCAAGCUAGCUGCCCUGGAGAAGAGCCGAUCAGGAGGAGCCCUGACCACCACUAAAUCCCCUGCACCUAAGCCUGUGUUUCAGAAGAAAUGUGAGACCGCAGCCAGAGAAGAUGUAGGAACCUCGUUCCCCAAACCCCAGUCCUUCAAACUCAGGCCUGUGGAGACCAUCAGGGACACAGCGUCUUCAGGGCCUGAGUCCACUUUCACCAGACCUCCACUGAAAAGGUGUCCUGUCAACACAGCCUUUCUGGACAACGAGGUCCAACCGGCUCCGGCCUCAGGCUCAGCCAAACCCCCGUGGGUAAAGGACAGUGAGUCAGAAAACACCCCUACAGUCCCUAAACUGCCCAUAGCCCUCAAAUCAAAGAUCUCCAUCUCAUCACUGCAGUCCAACCUUGACCAAGGGACCCUAAAGGAACAUCCAACACCAUCCAUCCCCAAAUUGCCCCAGCUCUCCAUCUUCAAAUCCCUUCCACCCGUGGCUCAACAGAACUCCCUCACAAGACAGGGAAGUGAAACAAGCCUCCAAACUUUGAACUCUAGCAACUGCAUGCCUCCCCAACCUCCUCCCACCCUGGAACCCAACUUCCUGACAGCGCAAGCUGGAGCGAGGGAUGAACUGGUCCCUCAUGAAGAGAAUGAUGAUCCCUCGGCCCCUAAGAGGAAACCCCUGCCUAAUGUAUUUUCCCUGGGGGACCCUCCUCUGAAACCCAACAGGCCUCCCCAUGUUACCUUACAGAGGUUUCGGACUGAUGGUGAGAUCUCUUCUCCUUUCCUCUAUGUACAUCCAAAAUACAUAAAAACCUAAUUAUUGUGUCUAGUUGACAUGUCGUUAGGUCACAUGACCCAGUCCUCUUCCUUAAAUAUGUCAUCAUGUCUCGUAAAGAAAGAAUGACAAAAGAAGCUAUUAGGCACAGAUCUAGGAUCAGCUUACCCUCCUCAAAUUGUAACCUUAACCAUUAGGAGAAAACAUGCACAACAAGCAUGGUUCUAUUGCUUUGUUGUUCUGUGUGACAGGUCCAGAGUUGAGUACAGCUGGGCCUCCUCCCUCUCCUCUUGCUCCCCACACCAGCAAAUUCCCUGCACCUUUGACCCCCUGCCUACUCUCUAAGGCCCCUGCAGUUAGGUAAGUACAAUACUUUGCUUAUGAGAAUCAUAGAUUGAAGAAGAAACUCCUUAUAGCAUACAAACGUUAACCACCGUAGGCCUACCACACACCCCUGCAGCCCCCAAGUGUCUCCGUCUUGUCCGAUACAUUUUUACUCGGUCUCGGAUAGUGAGGACUCCUAAUUUCUUCAAGAGACCAGCCGAGACUAGCGGAGUAAAAAAACUCAUAAUGAUCAGCUUCCAUUCAGUCAACCAUAAAAGCGCUUCGCCAGUCCAAAUAUAUACACUCCUUUUUGGAACAUUAAUAUCUUAUGAACUAUUGAAAUCUGUGAUUCCAACUUUACUCGUAAUAUUACUGACCGUUACUUUCAUUUUUAAAAAUCCUCAAACUUUUUCCGAAUUUCCUUGACUUGCUGGUAGUGAAGAGGGGGGGAAAUUGUUGUAAAGUUGCGCGCUCACUAUUAGUAAAGUGGAGACAGAGUGAAAUUGUAACAGUCUUUAUAUCUAUUACAGACAUGUUUGCGCAGUGGCGAACCUAUUGGAUUUAGGCCUUCAGUGUGUGACAGGCUCGUGAUGCGGAAAGGACAGCAACCGUAAUACUAGCGCACUCAAGUGCACUUUUUGUAAAACACAAAGGGUCAGUGGUGUAGUGGAGGCUAUACGCCGGUAUACGUCCUAUACACACUUUAUUUUCAGUGGGCAUUGCCUAUACACACUUCUUAAUCCCUUCUGUUGCGUAUCAAAGUAGUGUAGUGGAGGUAUACUACUUAUUCAUGAUGUACUGCACGUGAAAUAUAUUAACAUGAGCGCAGCACAUAUAGCCUAGGUUUAGCGGAAUAUCAUCUGCAGGCAGCAAGGGCUGGCAGCAAGAACUGGUUUUGAUGGUGCAGCUCACAGAAGAAUGACAUCGGUAGCUGUUUCAAUUUAUUAUAUAUACCAGUAAAUGCAAACCAAAGUAAAAAUGGGUAUGCAAACCAGGUAUUGAAAAAGUUUGGUCAUUAGUCUUGGUUAGUAGGCUAUUUGCGAUGUGCAAUCCAGUCAUCAUGCGCUGUUUGCAUGAACAUGUCUAAAGGCUUUCCCAAAAAACUUUCCCAAUUAAAUGUUGACUGCAAUGUAGGCUUACCUGGGCUUACCUGACAGAAUGAUAUAAUGCUGAUUUGUAUCUAUUGGGAGAGCAUUUGUUUUGCUCAAUUGAAUUAAAGGGCAACUACAUCCUCCAAAAAUAUAUUUUCUAGAUUUUUUCCCAGACCUAAAAAAUGGUCUCCUGAUGUGGUUUAAGCAUUGUUGUGGACUUAGAACAUCACAUUUUUGUUGUUUAAAUUUUUUUAAGUGUGAUUUUGAGAGUGAAAAUCUGAAAAAUCUAUAGGAAAACAGCAUGCGAGCUGCAAUAAAAAACACAGUUACACCAGAUGAUGAUCAUUUGAAAGUUAUUCUUGAAUAGGGAGAAGCUAACAAAUCAGCAACAACAUCCACUACAACAAAAGCUAGCUAGCUAGACCAUGGGAAGACUACUGCUUGCUAUUGCACAGUGACCUGUUGGCCAUUACAAGUCAAUGUGAUUGGUUGAUUCCACUGUCACUCCAAAAUGUUGCCCUAAUACAGUUGAAUGGCAGAUGCCUUCUAUCAAGUUUCUGAUGGCCUAGCCUGUGGCUAACUUAGCAAGCUUGAUUUAUCUUACCAGAGACCACCAAAGAAAAAUACUGAUUGGAUAUUUUUUUCUCUUCAGUUUGAACCUUUUCCUUUCUAACAAAAACAGAAGAGAUUAAGUUAGAACAUCAUUGAAAAUAAUAAUAUAUACACUACCUUUCAAAAGUUUGGGGUCACUUAGAAAUGUCCUUGUUUUUUUCGAAAGAAAAGCAAUUUUUUUUGUCCAUUAAAAUAACAUCAAAUUGAUCAGAAAUACAGUGUAGACAUUGUUAAUGUUGUAAAUGGCUAUUGUAGCUGGAAACAACUGAUUUUUAAUGGAAUAUCUACAUAGGCGUACAGAGGCCCAUUAUCAGCAACCAUCAGUCCUGUGUUCCAAUGGCACGUUGUAUUUGCUAAUCCAAGUUUAUCAUUUUAAAAGGCUAAUUGAUCAUUAGAAAACCCGUUUGCAAUUAUGUUAGCACAGCUGAAAACUGUUGUGCUGAUUAAAGAAGCAAAAAAAUGGGCCUUCUUGAGACUAGUUAAGUAUCAGCAAUUGUGGGUUUGAUUACAGGCUCAAAAUGGCCAGAAACAAAGAACUUUCUUCUGAAACUCGUCAGUCUAUUGUUCUGAGAAAUGAAGGCUAUUCCAUGCGAGAAAUUGCCAAGAAACUGAAGAUCUCGUACAAUGCUGUGUACUACUCCCUUCACAGAACAGCACAAACUGGCUCUAACCAGAAUAGAAAGAGGAGUGGGAGGCCCCGGUGCACAACUGAGCAAGAGGACAAAUACAUUAGAGUGUCUAGUUUGAGAAACAGACGCCUCACAGGUCCUCAACUGGCAGCUUCAUUAAAUAGUACACGCAAAACACCAGUCUCAACGUCAACAGUGAAGAGGCGACUCCGGGAUGCUGACCUUCUAGGCAGAUUUGCAAAGAAAAAGCCAUAUCUCAGACUGGCCAAUAAAAAUAAAAGAUUAAGAUGGGCAAAAGAACACUGGACAGAGGAAGAUUGGAAAAAAGUGUAAUGGACAGACGAAUCGAAGUUUGAGGUGUUCGGAUCACAAAGAAGAACAUUUGUGAGACAGAGACCAAAUGAAAAGAUGCUUGGAGGAGUGCUUGAUGCCAUCUGUCAAGCAUGGUGGAGGCAAUGUGAUGGUCUGGGGAUGCUUUGGUGGUGAUAAAGUGGGAGUUUUGUACAGGGUAAAAUGGAUCUUGAAGAAGGAAGGCUAUCACUCCAUUUUGCAAAUCCAUGCCAUACCCUGUGGACGGCGCUUGAUUGGAGUCAAUUUCCUCCUACAACAGGACAAUGACCCAAAACACAGCUCUAAACUAUGCAAUAAUGUCUAAAAUGGAGUGGCCAGCACAGUCACCGGAUCUCAACCCUAUUGAGCUAUUGUGGGAGCAGCUUGACCGUAUGGUACGUAAGAAGUGCCCAUCAAACCAUUCCAACUUAUGGGAGGCGCUUCAGGAAGCAUGGGAUGAAAUCUCUUCAGAUUACCUCAACAAAUUGAUAACUAGAAUGCCAAAGGUCUGCAAGGCUGUAAUUUCUGCAAAUGGAGGAUUCUUUGACGAAAGCAAAGUUUGAAGGACACAAUUAUUAUUUCAAUUAAAAAUAAUUAUUUCUAACCUUGUCAAUGACUACAUUUCUGAUUCAUUUUGCUAUAUUUCCUAUUCAAACUAAUUUCAUGUAUGUUUUCAUGGAAAACAAGGACAUUUCUAAGUGACCCCAAACUUUCGUUGUUCCCCACUGUCUUUGAGUUAGUAAAAAUGUGUAAGUGUCUCUAUUUGCCCUCAGAAUGUUUUUUUUCACCAUUCUGAAUGUCUAAAGAAUCCAUAUGUUCUUCUGAAAUAUGAACACAGAAAUACUGGAUAUUUUGAACUCUUAUUAUGGUGACGAUUUGACAAAAUUACAGUCAUUGUCUUGAAUUGGACUCACAUUUUUCUGGUCUCGGACCUCUCUUCCCCCUCCCGGUUUUUGUCUUGACUUGGUCUCACCCCCCCCCCCCCCCCCCCUUUAUAUUUGUAUAUAUAUUAUAUAUAUAUUGUGUGUGUGUGUGUGUGUCUUACAUGAAUGGUGAUCAGAAUCCAGGCCGACCAGGAGGAGAGCUAUGACGACGUUGGGGUCAUGAAUCUCCCUGCACCCCUUCCCCCUGGAGGUGCCACUUCCAUUCUUACACAACCUAUAAGAGUGCUACGGGGCAAUGUGAAUAAUAUACAGUGAGGGAAAAAAGUAUUUGAUCCCCUGCUGAUUUUGUACGUUUGCCCACUGACAAAGAAAUGAUCAGUCUAUAAUUUUAAUGGUAGGUUUAUUUGAACAGUGAGAGACAGAAUAACAACAACAAAAAAUCCAGAAAAACGCAUGUAAAAAAAUUUAUAAAUUGAUUUGCAUUUUAAUGAGGGAAAUAAGUAUUUGACCCCUCUGCAAAAUAUGACUUAGUACUUGGUGGCAAAACCCUUGUUGGCAAUCACAGAGGUCAGACGUUUCUUGUAGUUGGCCACCAGGUUUGCACACAUCUCAGGAGGGAUUUUGUCCCACUCCUCUUUGCAGAUCUUCUCCAAGUCAUUACAUUUUCGAGGCUGACGUUUGGCAACUCGAACCUUCAGCUCCCUCCACAGAUUUUCUAUGGGAUUAAGGUCUGGAGACUGGCUAGGCCACUCCAGGACUUUAAUGUGCUUCUUCUUGAACCACUCCUUUGUUGCCUUGGCCGUGUGUUUUGGGUCAUUGUCAUGCUGGAAUACCCAUCCACGACCCAUUUUCAAUGCCCUGGCUGAGGGAAGGAGAUUCUCACCCAAGAUUUGACGGUACAUGGCGCCGUCCAUCGUCCCUUUGAUGCGGUGAAGUUGUCCUGUCCCCUUAGCAGAAAAACACCCCCAAAGCAUAAUGUUUCCACCUCCACGUUUGACGGUGGGGAUGGUGUUCUUGGGGUCAUAGGCAGCAUUCCUCCUCCUCCAAACACGGCGAGUUGAGUUGAUGCCAAAGAGCUCGAUUUUGGUCUCAUCUGACCACAACACUUUCACCCAGUUCUCCUCUGAAUCAUUCAGAUGUUCAUUGGUAAACUUCAGACGGGCAUGUACAGUGGGGAGAACAAGUAUUUGAUACACUGCCGAUUUUUCAGGUUUUCCUACUUACAAAGCAUGUAGAGGUCUGUCAUUUUUAUCAUAGGUACACUUCAACUGUGAGAGACGGAAUCUAAAACAAAAAUCCAGAAAAUCACAUUGUAUGAUUUUAAAGUAAUUAAUUUGCAUUUUAUUGCAUGACAUAAGUAUUUGAUACAUCAGAAAAGCAGAACUUAAUAUUUGGUACAGAAACCUUUGUUUGCAAUUACAGAGAUCAUACGUUUCCUGUAGGUCUUGACCAGGUUUGCACACACUGCAGCAGGGAUUUUGGCCCACUCCUCCAUACAGACCUUCUCCAGGUCCUUCAGGUUUCUGGGCUGUCGCUGGGCAAUACGGACUUUCAGCUCCCUCCAAAGAUUUUCUAUUGGGUUCAGGUCUGGAGACUGGCUAGGCCACUCCAGGACCUUGAGAUGCUUCUUACGGAGCCACUCCUUAGUUGCCCUGGCUGUGUGUUUCAGGUCGUUGUCAUGCUGGAAGACCCAGCCACGACCCAUCUUCAAUGCUCUUACUGAGGGAAGGAGGUUGUUGGCCAAGAUCUCGCGAUACAUGGCCCCAUCCAUCCUCCCCUCAAUACGGUGCAGUCGUCCUGUCCCCUUUGCAGAAAAGCAUCCCCAAAGAAUGAUGUUUCCACCUCCAUGCUUCAAGGUUGGGAUGGUGUUCUUGGGAUUGUACUCAUCCUUCUUCUUCGUCCAAACACGGCGAGUGGAGUUUUUGUCUCAUCAGACCACAUGACCUUCUCCCAUUCCUCCUCUGGAUCAUCCAGAUGGUCAUUGGCAAACUUUAGACUGGGCCUGGACAUGCGCUGGCUUGAGCAGGGGGACCUUGCAUGCGCUGCAGGAUUUUAAUCCAUGACGGCGUAGUGUGUUACUAAUGGUUUUCUUUGAGACUGUGGUCCCAGCUCUCUUCAGGUCAUUGACCAGGUCCUGCCGUGUAGUUCUGGGCUGAUCCCUCACCUUCCUCAUGAUCAUUGAUGCCCUACGAGGUGAGAUCUUGCAUGGAGCCCCAGACCGAGGGUGAUUGACCGUCAUCUUGAACUUCUUCCAUUUUCUAAUAAUUGCGCCAACAGUUGUUGCCUUCUCACCAAGCUGCUUGCCUAUUGUCCUGUAGCCCAUCCCAGCCUUGUGCAGGUCUACAAUUGUAUCCCUGAUGUCCUUACACAGCUCUCUGGUCUUGGCCAUUGUGGAGAGGUUGGAGUCUGUUUGAUUGAGUGUGUGGACAGGUGUCUUUUAUACAGGUAACGAGUUCAAACAGGUGCAGUUAAUACAGGUAAUGAGUGGAGAACAGGAGGGCUUCUUAAAGAAAAACUAACAGGUCUGUGAGAGCCGGAAUUCUUACUGUUUGUUAGAUGAUCAAAUACUUAUGUCAUGCAAUAAAAUGCAAAUUAAUUACUUAAAAAUCAUACAAUGUGAUUUUCUGGAUUUUUGUUUUAGAUUCCGCCUCUCACAGUUGAAGUGUACCUAUGAUAAAAAUUACAGACCUCUACAUGCUUUGUAAGUAGGAAAACCUGCAAAAUCGGCAGUGUAUCAAAUAGUUGUUCUCCCCACUGUAUAUGUGCUUUCUUGAGCAGGGGGACCUUUCAGUCCUUCACGGCGUAGUGUGUUACCAAUUGUUUUCUUGGUGACUAUGGUCCCAGCUGCCUUGAGAUCAUUGACAAGAUCCUCCCGUGUAGUUCUGGGCUGAUUUCUCUCCGUUCUCAUGAUCAUUGCAACUCCACGAGGUGAGAUCUUGCAUGGAGCCCCAGGCCAAGGGAGAUUGACAGUUCUUUUGUGUUUCUUUCAUUUAUGAAUAAUCGCACCAACUGUUGUCACCUUCUCACCAAGCUGCUUGGCGAUGGUCUUGUAGCCCAUUCCAGCCAUGUGUAGGUCUACAAUCUUGUCCCUGACAUCCUUGGAGAGCUCUUUGGUCUUGGCCAUGGUGGAGAGUUUGGAAUCUGAUUGAUUGAUUGCUUCUGUGGACAGGUGUCUUUUAUACAGGUAACAAGCUGAGAAUAGAAUCACUCCUUUUAAGAGUGUGCUCCUAAUCUCAGCUCGUUACCUGUAUAAAAGACACCUGGGAGCCAGACAUCUUUCUGAUUGAGAGGGGGUCAAAUACUUAUUUCCCUCAUUAAAAUGCAAAUCAAUUUAUAACAUUUUUGACAUGCGUUUUUCUGGAUUUGUUUGUUAUUUUUCUAUCUCUCACUGUUCAAAUAAACCUACCAUUAAAAUUAUAGACUGAUCAUUUCUUUGUCAGUGGGCAAACGUACAAAAUCAGCAGGGGAUCAAAUACUUUUUUCCCUCACUGUACGUAGCUAGGCCCUAAAUCAUUUGGUGGAACAAAGAUGAUUGGUUCAAAUUAAGAGAUAAAAAUGUGUUUAAUACUCUAUGUUGUGGAUGUAAGCUACAACAUAAAAAAUUAUGUUAAUAAUCAACAUUUAACUGAAAAUGAUGAAUAUGUUUGUUUGGUUUUCAUUACAGGACAUCCCAACCUGAAAAUUGAGGUACAAUAUCUGAUUUGCCUGAAACCGGUAAUAUGGAGCCUCGAAACAGUACAACUAGUUCAAGUUACUGCACUGUACAUAGCAUGCAUUUAGACAGGGCACAUGAUUGGUGUUAAAGUGUGUGACAUAUGUAGCAGUAAAAAUAACAUGCUAGGAGAAAAGAGGAAGUGGUUAAGAGAGAUAACUAGACCCUUGCAGUAUGUAGCUUCAGUAAGCCACUUCUGACUGAACAUUUGUUUGAAUGGUCAUUUACAUAUUUAGAUACAGUAUGUGUACAGUCCAAAUCUCUGCAACAAGCGUAAUCUGUCUUUGAUAACAAUCAUUUCUGUUAGUUUGAAGCUUCACUUUAAAGCUUGAUUGUAAUAUUGUAUGUCCCAUCCUCUAACAGGUGGAGUUGAGUGAUGAAGAGAUGUAUGAAGACUUAGAGGAGAGAUGGUGAGAGGGGUCUGAAUAGAAUGUAAAACGAUGUUAUAUAUAAUAGUGACACCUCUGUAGUAUUAUCGUCUAUAUGUUUGAUUCUCAACCCCAGUAUAAUUCUUUAUCCAACAUUUACUCUCUCUCUCUUUCACGACAGGAUUGAAAAGGAGGCUAAAGGAUCGAAAGAAAUGAAAGGACAAGAGAAGAAGAGCGACAAAGAGGAGAAGAGACGACUAGAGCAGGAGAAAAAAAUGCAGAAAGCCAGAGAGAAGAAGGAGCAAGAGGCAAAGAAAAAGUACAAGGUACACAGGAUACAGGAUACAGGAUACAGGAUACAGGAUACACUGGGGGAAGUAUUAAGUCAGCCACCAAUUGUGCAAGUUCUCCCACUUAAAAAGAUGAGAGAGGCCUGUAAUUUUCAUCAUAGGUACACAUCAACUAUGACAGACAAAAUGAGAAAAGAAAAUCCAGAAAAUCACAUUGUAGGAUUUGUAAUGAAUUUAUUUGCAAAUUAUGGUGGAAAAUAAGUAUUUGGUCAAUAACAAAAGUUUCUCAAUACUUUGUUAUAUACCCUUUGUUGGCAAUGACACAGGUCAAACGUUUUCUGUAAGUCUUCACAAGGUUUUCACACACUGUUGCUGGUAUUUUGGCCCAUUCCUCCAUGCAGAUCUCCUCUAGAGCAGUGAUGUUUUGGGGCUGUCGCUGGGCAACACGGACUUUCAACUCCCUCCAAAGAUUUUCUAUGGGGUUGAGAUCUGGAGACUGGCUAGGCCACUCCAGGACCUUGAAAUGCUUCUUACGAAGCCACUCCUUCGUUGCCCGGGUGGUGUGUUUGGGAUCAUUGUCAUGCUGAAAGACCCAGCCACGUUUCAUCUUCAAUGCCCUUGCUGAUGGAAGGAGGUUUUCACUCAAAAUCUCACGAUACAUGGCCCCAUUCAUUCUUUCCUUUACACGGAUCAGUCGUCCUGGUCCCUUUGCAGAAAAACAGCCCCAUAGCAUGAUGUUUCCACCCCCAUGCUUCACAGUAGGUAUGGUGUUCUUUGGAUGCAACUCAGCAUUCUUUGUCCUCCAAACACGACGAGUUGAGUUUUUACCAAAAAGUUCUAUUUUGGUUUCAUCUGACAUUCUCCCAAUCCUCUUCUGGAUCAUCCAAAUGCACUCUAGCAAACAUCAGACGGGCCUGGACAUGUACUGGCUUAAGCAGGGGGACACGUCUUGCACUGCAGGAUUUGAGUCCCUGGCGGCGUAGUGUGUUACUGAUGGUAGGCUUUGUUACUUUGGUCCCAGCUCUCUGCAGGUCAUUCACUAGGUCCCCCCAUGUGGUUCUGGGAUUUUUGCUCACCGUUCUUGUGAUCAUUUUGACCCCACGGGGUGAGAUCUUGCGUGGAGCCCCAGAUCGAGGGAGAUUAUCAGUGGUCUUGUAUGUCUUCCAUUUCCUAAUAAUUGCUCCCACAGUUGAUUUCUUCAAACCAAGCUGCUUACCUAUUGCAGAUUCAGUCUUCCCAGCCUGGUGCAGGUCUACAAUUUUGUUUCUGUUGUCCUUUGACAGCUCUUUGGUCUUGGCCAUAGUGGAGUUUGGAGUGUGACUGUUUGAGGUUGUGGACAGGUGUCUUUUAUACUGAUAACAAGUUCAAACAGGUGCCAUUAAUACAGGUAACGAGUGGAGGACAGAGGAGCCUCUUAAAGAAGAAGUUACAGGUCUGUGAGAGCCAGAAAUCUUGCUUGUUUGUAGGUGACCAAAUACUUAUUUUCCACCAUAAUUUACAAAUAAAUUCAUUAAAAAUCCUACAAUGUGAUUUUCUGGAUUUUAUUUUCUCAAUUUGUCUGUCAUAGUUGACGUGUACCUAUGAUGAAAAUUACAGGCCUCUCUCAUCUUUUUAAGUGGGAGAACUUGCACAAUUGGUGGCUGACUAAAUACUUUUUUUCCCCCACUGUAUGUAUAUUUAAGUAAUAAGGCCCGAGGGGGUGUGGUAUAUGGCCAAUAUACCAUGGCUAAGGGCUGUUCUUAUGCACGAUGCAACGCGGAGUGCCUGGAUACAGCCCUUAGCCGAGGUAUAUUGGCCAUAUAUCACAAACCCCCGAGGUGCAUUAUUGCUAUUAUAAACUGGUUACCAACAUAAUUAGAGCAGUAAAAAUAAAUGUAUUUUCAUACCCGUGGUAUAUACCACAGGUUUUAGCCAAUCAGCAUUCAGGGCUCGAACCACCCAGUUUAUAAAUCUGGAUUUAUAUCUAUUACAACCAUGUGUAGAGGAGUAACACAUAUCCCUGUUUGUAGCUCUCAGGGCCGAUUCAGGUGAUUCACAAAGCCAAGGCUCGGUCGGAUUGUAAAGGAGGAAAGACUGACCUGCCACUAACGCAGGGAGAGACUAUAGAUAUCAUACGCAUCACUGACAACCCAGAAGGACGUUGGCUGGCCAGGAACAAUGAGGGAAACUGUAAGUGUAUACACAUACAGUAAAUGCACACAUAUAAACACACACACACAGCACCCUCUCUCUUCCUGUUCUCACUGCCUCCUCCUCCUUGCUGUGUUGUAGAUGGCUAUGUAAGGACUGAGUCAGUGGGCAUUGACUAUGACCUUAUAAAGGAGCAGAAGAAAGAACCCCUAUCUAACGAGUCUGAGGGAAACCCUGAGGUUUAUGAUGACGUAGCCAUCCAGGACAACGCCUGCAGGUAAAAUACAAAAAAGAAGUUAAAUGUUAGAGCUUUGAAAUGUUGGUUACUUUGUUGUCUAUGUGAUGUGUCAUUGUGACCCGUUGGUGUCUAUGCUUCAAUAGUCUCACUUUUUUUUUCUCCAGUGGGAUCAAGGUCCAACAAGGUAAGUCUUAUAUUGAUAUUAUCUAUAUUUCAUCAGAAAUCAUAACAGACCAGUAAUAUAACAAAUUACAAAAAACAACUAGACUUCGGCCUAGUAUGCAGCGUUCAAAGCAUGGCUUGUUCCUCAGCCAGUCGCAUAGCAAUAACGAGCCUUUUUCCAUGCUGUUAUUUUCCCUCUCCUCAUGACAGCUGAGGAUGGUGAUAUCUAUGAUGAUGUGGACGGAUCGACUCAAAACAGGUAUAUUAUGUAAUUAUGUGGUAAUUUUGUGAAUAUUUGAUGCAGCGAGUAGGAAUCUUUGUCAACGUAAUACAGUUUCUCUCUCACGGGUGUUCCUCAUCGUUGCAUAGUAUUUGACUGACAUCUAGUGGUCAGAAGUAUUAUUGCAUAAAGUCAUGCUGGAACAGCGUUGCAUUGACAGCAUUUUGAUCCCUUCUUUCCUUUACCUUUACCUUUAUGAAUGACCCCUUUACCUUUAUGAAUGACCCCUUUACCUUUAUGAAUGACCCCUGAAACCUUUAUGAAUGACCCCUUUACCUUUAUGAAUGACCCCUGAAACCUUUAUGAAUGACCCCUUUACCUUUAUGAAUGACCCCUGAAAGCUUUAUGAAUGACCCCUGAAACCUUUAUGAAUGACCCCUGAAACCUUUAUGAAUGACCCCUGAAACCUUUCCCAUGUAUAAUCUCAAUACAGUGAAUACACCAUCUGGAUCUUUUUGUUCAAUAACCGUUUGAUCUUCAUUCUCAGAUUUCCUCCUCAACCAACUCCAGUGUUUAUAGAGGGAGGUAAUGAUAUGAUCACUUGUUCACUGGGAAAGUAAACAGCAGUCUUCCCAGUUAUUUCCCAGUCAAAUUAUUUCCCAGUAUUCUUUAAAUAAAAUCACCAUUCUAUUUGUUUUACUGUACAGUGUGUACUCUGUAAUAAAGUUAAAGAAGUGUGUUGCUUCAUUGGUCUGUCUUUAUGUCCAUAGACAUGAUAUAUGAUGACGUGGAGUCCCAGAGCAUUCCUACCCCUCCUCUUCUCAACAGGUGAGAAGAGAGUCACAGUGACAGAGUUGGGUCAACAAUACUCUCGAAUAGUCAGUUCAGACACAAAUGAGCUUGAAAUCAAUACCUAAGUUAAAUCAUUUUGUGUUUCUCCAUUUCAGUCUCCCUCAGCUGACACCUAAGGGAACGCAAGAGGUGAUGGACCCCAAGAAGAAAAAGAAGUUUGAGAAAGAGGAAAAGGAAAUCAGGAAGAAAUUCAAAGUAAGAUGUCUAAUUGUGACAGGAGAAAACAAUGACAUAAUGUACAGUCGUGGUCAAAAGUUUUGAGAAUGACAUUAGUAUUGGUCUUCAGAAAGUUCACUGCUUCAGUGUUAUGAGAUAUCUUUGUCAGAUGUUACUAUGGUAUGCUGAAGUAUGAUUACAAGCAUUCCAUAAGUGUCAAAGGCUUUUAUUGACAAUUACAUUAAGUUUAUGCAAAUAGUCAAUAUUUGCUGUGUUGACCCUUCUUUUUCAAGACCUCUGCAAUCCGCCCUGGCAUACUGUCAAUUAACUUCUAGGCCACAUCCUCACUAAUGGCAGCCCAUUCUUGCAUAAUCAAUGCUUGGAGUUUGUCAGAAUUUGUGGGGUUUUGUUUUUCCACCCCCCUCUUGAGGAUCGACCACAGGUUCUCAAUGGGAUUAAGGUCUGGGGAGUUUCCUGGCCAUGGACCCAAAAUGUAGAUGUUUUGUUCCCCGAGCCACUUAGUUAUCACUUUUGCCUUAUGGCAAGGUGCUCCAUCAUGCUCUCAGGAUGCUUUACUGUUGGCAUGACACAGGACUGAUGGUAGCGCUCACCUUGUCUUCUCCGGACAAGGUGUUUUCCGGAUGCCCCAAACAAUCGGAAAGGGGAUUCAUCAGAGAAAAUGACUUUACCCCAGUCCUCAGCAGUCCAAUCCCUGUACCUUUUGCAGAAUAUCAGUCUGUCCCUGAUGUUUUUCCUGGAGAGAAGUGGCUUCUUUGCUGCCCUUCUUGACACUAGGCCAUCCUCCAAAAGUAUUCGCCUCACACCUGCCUGCUGCUAUUCCUGAGCAAGCUCUGCACUGGUGGUGCCCCGAUCCGGCAGCUGAAUCAACUUUAGGAGACGGUCCUGGCUCUUGCUGGACUUUCUUGGGCGCCCUGACACCGCCUUCACAACAAUUGAACCUCUCUCCUUGAAGUUCUUGAUGAUCCGAUAAAUGGUCGAUUUAGGUGCAAUCUUACUAGCAGCAAUAUCCUUUCACUAGGUCCCCCCGUGUGGUUCUGGGAUUUUUGCUCACCGUUCUUGUGAUCAUUUUGACCCCACGGGGUGAGAUCUUGCGUGGAGCCCCAGAUCGAGGGAGAUUAUCAGUGGUCUUGUAUGUCUUCCAUUUCCUAAUAAUUGCUCCCACAGUUGAUUUCUUCAAACCAAGCUGCUUACCUAUUGCAGAUUCAGUCUUCCCAGCCUGGUGCAGGUCUACAAUUUUGUUUAUGUUGUCCUUUGACAGCUCUUUGGUCUUGGCCAUAGUGGAGUUUGGAGUGUGACUGUUUGAGGUUGUGGACAGGUGUCUUUUAGACUGAUAACAAGUUCAAACAGGUGCCAUUAAUACAGGUAACGAGUGGAGGACAGAGGAGCCUCUUAAAGAAGAAGUUACAGGUCUGUGAGAGCCAGAAAUCUUGCUUGUUUGUAGGUGACCAAAUACUUAUUUUCCACCAUAAUUUACAAAUAAAUUCAUAAAAAAUCCUACAAUGUGAUUUUCUGGAUUUUAUUUUCUCAAUUUGUCUAUCAUAGUUGACGUGUACCUAUGAUGAAAAUUACAGGCCUCUCUCAUCUUUUUAAGUGGGAGAACUUGCACAAUUGGUGGCUGACUAAAUACUUUUUCCCCCCACUGUAUGUAUAUUUAAGUAAUAAGGCCCGAGGGGGUGUGGUAUAUGGCCAAUAUACCAUGGCUAAGGGCUGUUCUUAUGCACGAUGCAACGCGGAGUGCCUGGAUACAGCCCUUAGCCAUUAUAUAUUAGCCAUAUAUCACAAACCCCCGAGGUGCCUUAUUGCUAUUAUAAACUGGUUACCAACAUAAUUAGAGCAGUAAAAAUAAAUGUAUUUUCAUACCCGUGGUAUAUACCACAGCUUUUAGCCAAUCAGCAUUCAGGGCUCGAACCAACAGUUUAUAAAUCUGGAUUUAUAUCUAUUACAACCAUGUGUAGAGGAGUAACACAUAUCCCUGUUUGUAGCUCUCAGGGCCGAUUCAGGUGAUUCACAAAGCCAAGGCUCGGUCGGAUUGUAAAGGAGGAAAGACUGACCUGCCACUAACGCAGGGAGAGACUAUAGAUAUCAUACGCAUCACUGACAACCCAGAAGGACGUUGGCUGGCCAGGAACAAUGAGGGAAACUGUAAGUGUAUACACAUACAGUAAAUGCACACAUAUAAACACACACACACAGCACCCUCUCUCUUCCUGUUCUCACUGCCUCCUCCUCCUUGCUGUGUUGUAGAUGGCUAUGUAAGGACUGAGUCAGUGGGCAUUGACUAUGACCUUAUAAAGGAGCAGAAGAAAGAACCCCUAUCUAACGAGUCUGAGGGAAACCCUGAGGUUUAUGAUGACGUAGCCAUCCAGGACAACGCCUGCAGGUAAAAUACAAAAAAAAUGUUAAAUGUUAGAGCUUUGAAAUGUUGGUUACUUUGUUGUCUAUGUGAUGUGUCAUUGUGACCCGUUGGUGUCUAUGCUUCAAUAGUCUCACUUUUUUUUUCUCCAGUGGGAUCAAGGUCCAACAAGGUAAGUCUUAUAUUGAUAUUAUCUAUAUUUCAUCAGAAAUCAUAACAGACCAGUAAUAUAACAAAUUACAAAAAACAACUAGACUUCGGCCUAGUAUGCAGCGUUCAAAGCAUGGCUUGUUCCUCAGCCAGUCGCAUAGCAAUAACGAGCCUUUUUCCAUGCUGUUAUUUUCCCUCUUCUCAUGACAGCUGAGGAUGGUGAUAUCUAUGAUGAUGUGGACGGAUCGACUCAAAACAGGUAUAUUAUGUAAUUAUGUGGUAAUUUUGUGAAUAUUUGAUGCAGCGAGUAGGAAUCUUUGUCAACGUAAUACAGUUUCUCUCUCACGGGUGUUCCUCAUCGUUGCAUAGUAUUUGACUGACAUCUAGUGGUCAGAAGUAUUAUUGCAAAAGUCAUGCUGGAACAGCGUUGCAUUGACAGCAUUUUGAUCCCUUCUUUCCGUUACCUUUACCUUUAUGAAUGACCCCUGAAACCUUUAUGAAUGACCCCUUUACCUUUAUGAAUGACCCCUUUACCUUUAUGAAUGACCCCUUUACCUUUAUGAAUGACCCCUUAACCUUUAUGAAUGACCCCUUUACCUUUAUGAAUGACCCCUGAAACCUUUAUGAAUGACCCCUGAAACCUUUCCCAUGUAUAAUCUCAAUACAGUGAAUACACCAUCUGGAUCUUUUUGUUCAAUAACCAUUUGAUCUUCAUUCUCAGAUUUCCUCCUCAACCACCUCCAGUGUUUAUAGAGGGAGGUAAUGAUAUGAUCACUUGUUCACUGGGAAAGUAAACAGCAGUCUUCCCAGUUAUUUCCCAGUCAAAUUAUUUCCCAGUAUUCUUUAAAUAAAAUCACCAUUCUAUUUGUUGUACUGUACAGUGUGUACUGUGUAAUCAAGUUAAAGAAGUGUGUUGCUUCAUUGGUCUGUCUUUAUGUCCAUAGACAUGAUAUAUGAUGACGUGGAGUCCCAGAGCAUUCCUACCCCUCCUCUUCUCAACAGGUGAGAAGAGAGUCACAGUGACAGAGUUGGGUCAACAAUACUCUCGAAUAGUCAGUUCAGACACAAAUGAGCUUGAAAUCAAUACCUAAGUUAAAUCAUUUUGUGUUUCUCCAUUUCAGUCUCCCUCAGCUGACACCUAAGGGAACGCAAGAGGUGAUGGACCCCAAGAAGAAAAAGAAGUUUGAGAAAGAGGAAAAGGAAUUCAGGAAGAAAUUCAAAGUAGGAUGUCUAAUUGUGACAGGAGAAAACAUAAUGACAUAAUGUACAGUCGUGGUCAAAAGUUUUGAGAAUGACACAAAUAUUGGUCUUCACAAAGUUCACUGCUUCAGUGUUAUGAGAUAUCUUUGUCAGAUGUUACUAUGGUAUGCUGAAGUAUAAUUACAAGCAUUCCAUAAGUGUCAAAGACUUUUAUUGACAAUUACAUUAAGUUUAUGCAAAGAGUCAAUAUUUGCAGUGUUGACCCUUCUUUUUCAAGACCUCUGCAAUCCGCCCUGGCAUGCUGUCAAUUAACUUCUAGGCCACAUCCUGACUAAUGGCAGCCCAUUCUUGCAUAAUCAAUGCUUGGAGUUUGUCAGAAUUUGUGGGGUUUUGUUUUUCCACCCGCCUCUUGAGGAUCGACCACAAGUUCUCAAUGGGAUUAAGGUCUGGGGAGUUUCCUGGCCAUGGACCCAAAAUGUAGAUGUUUUGUUCCCCGAGCCACUUAGUUAUCACUUUUGCCUUAUGGCAAGGUGCUCCAUCAUGCUCUCAGGAUGCUUUACUGUUGGCAUGACACAGGACUGAUGGUAGCGCUCACCUUGUCUUCUCCGGACAAGGUGUUUUCCAGAUGCACCAAACAAUCGGAAAGGGGAUUCAUCAGAGAAAAUGACUUUACCCCAGUCCUCAGCAGUCCAAUCCCUGUACCUUUUGCAGAAUAUCAGUCUGUCCCUGAUGUUUUUCCUGGAGAGAAGUGGCUUCUUUGCUGCCCUUCUUGACACUAGGCCAUCCUCCAAAAGUCUUCGCCUCACUGUGCGUGCAGAUGCACUCACACCUGCCUGCUGCUAUUCCUGAGCAAGCUCUGCACUGGUGGUGCCCCGAUCCGGCAGCUGAAUCAACUUUAGGAGACGGUCCUGGCUCUUGCUGGACUAUCUUGGGCGCCCUGACGCCUUCUUCACAACAAUUGAACCUCUCUCCUUGAAGUUCUUAAUGAUCCGAUAAAUGGUCGAUUUAGGUGCAAUCUUACUAGCAGCAAUAUCCUUGCCUGUGAAGCCCUUUUUGUGCAAAGCAAUGAUGACGGCACGUGUUUCCUUGCAGGUAACCAUGGUUAACAGAGGAAGAACAAUGAUUUCAAGCACCACCCUCCUUUUAAAGCUUCCAGUCUGUUAUUCUAACUCAAUCAGCAUGACAGAGUGAUCUCCAGCCUUGUCCUCGUCAACACUCUCACCUGUGUUAACGAGAGAAUCACUGACAUGAUAGCAGCUGGUCCUUUUGUGGCAGGGCUGAAAUGCAGUGGAAAUGUUUUUUGGGGAUUAAGUUCAUUUUCAUGGCAAAUCACUCUUCGUGACAUUCUGGAGUAUAUGCAAAUUUCCAUCAUCAAAACUGAGGCAGCAGACUUUGUGAAAAUUAGUAUUUGUGUCAUUCUCAAAACGUUUGACCACGACUGUAGUUGAGGCUGGCACAUUACUGUCUCCCUUCUGUCUCCCUUCUUGUUUCAUACUAUUCAUAUCUGAAUAAAGUGGAAAUCCUAAAUACAAUUGAAAAACAUUUUUAAAUCACAGAAUCACAGUUAUUCGCAGAUAACAUUCUGAAAUGUUGAUAAUCAAUCGAUGUAUCUUUUUUAUAUGGUCAGAUUGAUAUUGUACUUACAUGAUUUGAGUUGUAAUAACACUGUUGACAUCUUCCACUGUCAGUUUGAAGGGGAGAUCCAGGUGUUAUAUGAUGUUACCAUAGAUCCUACCUUGGCCAGUAAGAAAUGGGGGAACAAAGACCUGCAGUUGAAGCCAGGAGAGGUGAUCGAUGUCAUUGUGAAGCCAACAGAUGGCAAACUGAUCGGCAGGAACAGAGACGGGAAGUGUAAGUUGAAAUCAGUUGUUGUGGAUGAAUUAUUCACAACCAAAUAUAAACGAUUAAUUGCUAUAUUUAUUCCUAUUUUCUAGUUGGUUAUGUGUCCAUGGUCAAUGUUGCACAGUAAGUUCAAGAGUUAUUUCUGUUUGUUGUAAUACACAUGCAUGUGCUCACUCAAAACAUUCACACGUUCACACACGUGCGCACACACACACACACACACACACAACCACACACAGCUAAUGUUUUGACAUAUGAUUUUACUUCAACAGGGAUGGUGGAGAUAUUUAUGACGACAUUGGAGAAAGUAUGUUUCAAAACCAUUCUAGAAAUUAUUUGGGUCACACUUUAUUAGGAUAGUCCAGAUUUUCCAUCUGUAGAUGCUCUACAGAUUAUCAUACUACCAACAAACUAUCUGUUGAUAAGCAACUGCUUGCUAUGGUUACGGUUAGGGUUAGGGUUAGGUUUAGAAUAAGGGUAAUGGUUAAGUUUAGGGUUAGGAUAAGGGUUACAUUUAGGGUUAGGUUAAGGUUAGGGUAAGGGUUAGGGUAAGGGUUAAGUUUAGGGUUAGAAUAAGGGUUAGGGUUAGAGCUAGGGUUAGGAUAAGGGUUAGGGUUAGAGCUAGGGUUAGGGUUAGUAGAUAGUUAGUUUAAAUGUUACUGAUAGUCUGUAGAUGGUCCAUCUGUAGAUGCUCUACAUACUAUCAAAAUAAAGUGUUACCAUUAUUUGUGACUAACUGUACAACAAUUUGUUUAAACAAUUAUGCUGCCAGCUGUAUGGACUGCUUUCAAGAUAUUAGUUUGCAGACAAGAUAGGCCUACUUACAGAAUCAGGCUGAUGAAAGAAUAUAGGCCUACAUACAUUUAUUUUUAAUUGUAUGUGUUUGGAAUACAAUGCAUAAUAAUUUUACAAACAUGGUGAUUGGUACUACUUGUUUAUUUUCUUACAGACUGCAUUUAUGACAAUGACUGAGACUUCUUUGUCAGAAUGUACUGAGACAACAGCACUGAACUCUGCAAUGGACACUGCAACUGGUCAUCUUAAUGUUAUCUGGUGAAAAAAACAAUUGACAUCAAAUGUGUAAUUUGACUGUGUUGAAAUAACUAUAGAUAAAUGUGCCUUGACUAUACUGUGGUUGUUUCGUUUAUUCAAUCCGGGUUGCAAUGUGAAUGAAUGGAUUUGAGAAAAAUGUCUCUCUUUGAAUGUGAAACAUUCACUGUGUAUUUUUGU
Coregonus sp. 'balchen' is the source of this 19652-nucleotide messenger RNA. NCBI's taxonomy places the organism in Eukaryota, Metazoa, Chordata, Actinopteri, Salmoniformes, Salmonidae. The record is from the annotation of a GenBank genome assembly.